Molecule: messenger RNA, 450 nt
Organism: Morus notabilis
Lineage: Eukaryota; Viridiplantae; Streptophyta; Magnoliopsida; Rosales; Moraceae
Exons: 1
Coding region: 1-450 (149 amino acids)
Source: RefSeq, a predicted model, not a curated record
AUGGCGACAUGUAGUUUCGAUAUGCAAUUCACUUACAUCAAUACCAGAUGGGAAGGAUCAGUUGCUGAUUCCAGAAUGUUAACUGAGACUCUGAGAGAUCCAGAGAACCAAUUCGUGGUGCCACCCAACCCAAAAUAUUACGUUGUGGAUUUUGGUUACAGCAACAUGCAAGGCUUUUUGGCACCAUUUCGUGGUCAGAAGUACCAUAUUCAACAGUUUAGAAAUGGUGGCCAACCAACGGAACCACAAGAGUUAUUCAAUUAUUAUUACUCUUCACUGCGUAAUUGCAUAGAGGGGUGCUUUGGGGUCUUGAAAGCAAGGUUUAAAAUUCUUAAGCUUGUGACCAAUUAUUGGAUGCCAAGACAAUGGCUUAUACCAAUUGCUUGUUGUGUGAUCCACAAUUUAAUUAAGAUGUACGCACGAGAUGAUCCUAUGUCGAUUUGCCCUUAG